UAACAACAAAUACCUGCAAAAACUUAAUAAACACUAAAGCUCUACACUCAAUAUCACAUCAAAAUUGUUCGUUCGUUGUUUCGUUCUUUUGCCGAUUGCCGUUGAACAAUUCUAGAGACACUCUUGGCCGCUGUUGGUUAAACAUCGUUCGGAUACAAACGGAAAACUUAAAUAUUAUUCGUCGUGCACUUGAAUCCGUAGAUAUUCGUUCGUUUUAUCAUCUGUUGGAUUAAAACACAUCUGACGGGCGCAACAAUACAUUAUUCGAAACGGGCAUUUCGUGCGGCACAAAACAUGUGUAAAAAAUAAUUAAUUUCUGGCACAACAAAAUUAAAGGAUAAUUAAAAAUAAGAUAAAAAAAAACACAUCGCCAAACAUGAAGUUCGCAAUUUGUGCUAAAAGUCCCAAAGAACGCAAACGCCAUGUGGACAAUUUGUGUUGGUUUGUGUGCGAGGUGCUCGGUACAGCAAUGCUGAUGUUUCUCGGCUGUAUGGGUUGCAUUGAAUCGGACAUUUUUCCCAGCAACAAUCUGACGAGAUCCCUCAACUUUGGUCUGGUCGUUCUCAUUAUCAUUCAAUGUUUUGGUUGCUGUUCGGGAGCACAUCUGAAUCCUGCCGUCAGCUUGGCUGCCUAUAUUUACGAUCUAAUAUCGCUGCCAAUGGCUUGUGCCUAUGUAAUAGCACAAAUUGUGGGAGCUUACUGUGGCUAUGGCCUUUUGAAAUUAUUUUUACCCGAAAAUCUGGUAUUUGUACCGGGCAAUGACACAGGCCUGUGUAUGACAUCCGUUCACAAGGAUAUCGACAAUUGGCAGGCAUUGGGUAUUGAGUUUUGUAUAACUACGACGCUGAUAUUUGUUUGCUGUGGUGUCUGGGAUCCGCGAAACAAGAGUCAUCAAGAUUCAGUGGCCAUACGUUUCGGUUUGGCAGUGGCAUGUCUGUCGAUAACAGCGGGCCCCAUCACCGGCGCCAGCAUGAAUCCUGCCCGUUCAUUGGCUCCCGCAUUAUGGCACAACGAUUUUCGUAAUCACUGGGUAUACUGGGUUGGACCUCUGGCUGCAGCAUUUGUUGCUGCCAAUGUCUACAAACUUGUGUUCCGGCGUGAGGUCGAGGAAGAAUGUGAAAAAACUCCAGCGAAAAUGAAUGAGGUUCAAUGCUCUUGAACGAUGUUGCUAGCCCAUCUUAUAAUAAACGAAUGCACGUUUUGAAUUUUAAUACGGAUGUAUUUCUUAAGUAUUAUUGUAAAAAGAAAUCAAU
Messenger RNA from Musca domestica (house fly), 1253 nucleotides. Its product is annotated as aquaporin AQPcic. NCBI's taxonomy places the organism in Eukaryota, Metazoa, Arthropoda, Insecta, Diptera, Muscidae. Gene Ontology annotation, biological process: transmembrane transport. Bases 377 to 1159 code for a protein of 260 amino acids. Gene Ontology annotation, cellular component: plasma membrane. The record is from RefSeq and is a predicted model, not a curated record. Gene Ontology annotation, molecular function: water channel activity. The transcript is spliced from 3 exons.